AUGGAUGCUGUUAUAAAUAUUGAAGGACCGGAUCUUAAUUUACAGUCACAAAGUGAAAACGAAAAUAAUAAAUUCGAAACUAAAACAAUUAAUAACCUUCCUUUUCAAAGUAUACAAAAUAAUGUUUUAACAGAGUCUACUUCAAGUAUUAUUUUAUCGCAAACGCAUAUUACCCCUUUUCAAAAAAUAUUCGCGGCAUGUAGUGGAGCUUUAUUAACUUCACUAUUUACUACUCCAUUUGACGUUGUUAAGACUAGGUUACAGUCUCAAAGUAUAUUCAACGGAUCAUCACUUUUAUUAUAUCCUACUUCCACUUCUUUAAAAAAAUGUUGUCGAAAAGUCUUCUUUUCUACGCAAAAUUUAAGACAAGAAUUUUUAUGUCAUUUGGAUUCAUCUCAUGUUACUUCUAAUCAAGCAUCGACACUCAGUUGUUCCAUAACAGAUGCAUUAGCACCCAGUCGUCAAAUAACCGCGAAUCAACAUCUCAAUGGAUCAUUGGACGGGGUUAGAAAGAUCGUUCGUUAUGAAGGAAUUACCUCAUUAUGGCGAGGCUUAUCACCUGCACUAGUAAUGUCUAUUCCUGUUACCGUAAUAUAUUUCGUAGGUUAUGAUUACUUGAGAGAUUCAUUAUGGUCGAAUUGGAAAGGAAAAUAUUCCGAAACUUAUUCACCAUUGAUCGCUGGAGCAACAGCAAGAACAAUCUCUGCUACAGUGAUAUCUCCAUUAGAAUUGUUUCGGACUAGAAUGCAAGGACCUGAAGGUGCAAAUGGUUUGAAAGAGGUUAUGAAAGGAGUUCAACAAAUGGCAAAGAUUAAUGGCAUCUCAUCAUUAUGGCGAGGUUUAGAGCCUACUUUAUAUCGUGAUGUACCAUUUUCUGCUAUUUAUUGGGCUGGUUAUGAAUUGACAAAAAAACAUUUAAGUAAUUAUAUGCGUGAGAAGAAUGUUGAUGGCAGUAUUAAUAGUUUUGAAAUUGCAUUUUUAAGUGGCGCUGCUUCUGGAUCGGUUGCAGCUACAAUAACAACACCCUUUGAUGUAGCAAAGACCAGAAGACAAGUAACGUUGAAUCAAACGAAAAGGCCAACCAUGAGCAGAAUCUUGAGACAAAUUGUUCAGGAAGAAGGGUAUAAAGGAUUAUUCAGAGGAGGAACUCUUAGAAUUUCUAAAGUAGCUGUCAGUUGUGCACUUAUGAUUUCAACUUAUGAAACACUUUCUAAAAUGUUAUAA
This is a messenger RNA of Funneliformis geosporum, 1224 nucleotides long. Lineage: Eukaryota; Fungi; Glomeromycota; Glomeromycetes; Glomerales; Glomeraceae. The record is from the annotation of a GenBank genome assembly.